UAUAUCAAAGAAAAAAAAGAAAAAUGAGUAACAAGGUGGAAGCACGGAGCAUGGAGAUUUCCAUGGAAGAAGAAGGUUCUAUAAAGAAGAGGAAGAAGGUUCAAAACUUCCCGAAGAAGAUGAAGAAGAUUAUAAAGAUUCUAUGGAAUUUUGGAAAAGAAGAUCCGAGGAGAGUGAUACAUGCUUUGAAAGUAGGAAUUGCCUUAACACUUGUGUCUUUGUUGUAUCUCAUGGAACCUUUCUUCAAAGGUGUUGGUAAAAAUGCACUUUGGGCAGUCAUGACCGUCGUUGUCGUUCUUGAGUUCUCUGCCGGUGCAACAUUACGGAAGGGAUUAAAUAGAGGAUUAGGGACACUAAUAGCAGGAUCUUUGGCAUUUUUUAUUGAGUGGGUUGCGAUUCACUCCGGUAAAAUUCUCGGAGGUAUCUUCAUUGGCACUUCUGUUUUCAUCAUCGGAUCGACGAUAACAUACAUGAGAUUUAUCCCGUACAUAAAGAAAAACUACGAUUAUGGUAUGCUUGUAUUUCUUUUGACAUUUAAUCUAAUCACAGUAUCGAGUUAUAGAGUCGAUACUGUGAUUAAGAUUGCGCAUGCAAGAUUAUAUACCAUUUGUAUCGGUAUCGGCAUUUGCCUCUUCAUGAGCCUUUUGGUUUUCCCGAUAUGGUCUGGUGAUGACCUUCAUAAAUCCACUUUUACUAAGCUUCAAGGCCUCUCUCGAUGUAUUGAAGCAUGUGUGAUUGAGUAUUUUGAGGAUAAGGAGGGAGACAAAGAAACAUCAGAUUCAGAAUCUGAUGAUGAAGACUUGAUUUACAAAGGGUACAAGACUGUUUUGGAUUCUAAAUCAGCCGAUGAAGCACUCGCAAUGUAUGCAAGCUGGGAGAUAAGACACACAAGACUUUGCCAUAAAUUUCCAUCUCAACAAUAUAUCAAAGUUGGAUCCGUUCUUCGCAAGUUUAGCUACACUGUUGUCGCUCUUCAUGGUUGCUUACAAACCGAGAUUCAGACUCCAAGGUCUAUUCGUAUACUCUUCAAAGACCCUUGUGUUAGACUAGCUAGAGAAAUCUGCAAAGUCUUGUCUGAACUCUCCGAAAGCAUCGAAAACCGUCGUCAUUGCUCGCCGGAGAUUCUCUCCGAUAGUCUCGAAGCCGCUUUAAAAGAUCUCAACACUACAAUCACAUCACAGCCUAAGCUCUUUUUAGGCUCUAACCUUCACGGAGACCUCACCAACAAGCAUUUAAACGGCCACGUUUCGUAUUACAACGACACUACCACAAACGACAUCGUUUCAUAUAACAACGAUAAUAAUAACCCAAACGGUUGCGUUUUGGGACAAACUGUGGAACUAAACGACACCGUAUCGCCGCUUCCGUUAAACAGCGUCGUUUCGCUCUCUAGCUUGCGAUCGGUGAAGAAAUCGGCGGCGAUCGGAGAGAAGAGGAGACUGAGGAAACAGUUGAGCAAAAUCGCGGUUAUGAAGAGUUUGGAGUUUUCGGAAGCGUUACCGUUUGCUGCGUUUGCGUCGCUUCUUGUGGAGAUGGUAGCGAGGCUUGAUACUGUGAUUGAUGAGGUUGAGGAAUUGGGUACGAUCGCCUGUUUCAAGGAGUACGAUAAUACUGUGGACGUUAGAGUUGAGAAACCGGUUGAUCUAGUGAUUGGAGAUUGAAUUGAAAUUGAUCGUUACGAUACGGUUUAUUUUGGUUUUGUUUGGUUUCGGUAGAGAUUGUAUUGGUUUGUCUCGAUUUUUCAUGUGAUUCAGUUUUUGGCGAUUGAUUUUGUGUUUUUACU
Messenger RNA from Capsella rubella, 1783 nucleotides. Its product is annotated as aluminum-activated malate transporter 13. The coding region runs from base 24 to 1661 and encodes 545 amino acids. The transcript has 6 exons. Lineage: Eukaryota; Viridiplantae; Streptophyta; Magnoliopsida; Brassicales; Brassicaceae. The record is from RefSeq and is a predicted model, not a curated record. Gene Ontology annotation, cellular component: plant-type vacuole membrane. Gene Ontology annotation, biological process: malate transport.